Neopsephotus bourkii (Bourke's parrot) is the source of this 1234-nucleotide messenger RNA. It is a transcript of the gene IER2, whose product is annotated as immediate early response 2. Bases 35 to 1060 code for a protein of 341 amino acids. The record is from RefSeq and is a predicted model, not a curated record. The transcript has a single exon. NCBI's taxonomy places the organism in Eukaryota, Metazoa, Chordata, Aves, Psittaciformes, Psittacidae.
CCCCCCCGGGGUAUUUCCGCCGCUCCGGGGCCGGAUGCGGAGCCGGGGCGGGCCCGGUGCUGGGGCGGUGGGGGGGGGGCGGAAGCGGCGCUACAAGAGCCCCACGGCGAGGGCGGCCCCAGCGCACUCCGGUCCCGGCGGCGCCAUGGAGGAGGCGCAGCGGCUGCUGACGGUGUCCGUGUGGAAGCUCUACCGGUGCCGGCUGCAGCGCGGCGGCCUCCGCCUCCACCAGAGCCUCCAGCUCUCGCUGCUCGUCCGCGCUGCCCGGCACCGGUACUUGACCGCCCGCGCCGCCGAACUGGGACCCACGGCGGGGAACCCCCUGGGGAUGGCUCCCGGGGACCCGCACGGGGGAGACCCCCCGAGACGACCGAGCCCGGACCUCCGCUGCCCCCGGGACCGGGAGGACCCAGCGAGCCCGGACCCCCACAGCCCCAGGGACCGGGAGGACCCAGCGAGCCCGGACUCCCGCGGCCCCCGGGACCGGGAGGACCCAGCGAGCCCGGACCCCCACAGCCCCAGGGACCGGGAGGACCCAGCGAGCCCGGACCCCCGCGGCCCCCGGGACCGGGAGGACCCAGCGAGCCCGGACCCCCGCGGCCCCCGGUACCGGGAGGACCCAGCGAGCCCGAACCCCCGCGGCCCCCGGUACCGGGAGGACCCAGCGAGCCCGGACCCCCGCGGCCCCCGGUACCGGGAGGACCCAGAAAGCCCGGACCCCCGCGGCUCCCAGGAGCAGUACCGGGACCACCCCCAGGCCUCCCCGAGCCGGUACUGCGCUCAGCCGAGUUCUCCGAGGCCGCCAGCGCCUCCCCGGGACCCUCCGAGUGCUCCCUGCUCCUCGCCGCCGCCUGAGCCCGGUUCCCCCGGAGCUGCUCCGGUCGCACGGGUCGGGCGCAAACGGCGGAGCAGCGGCUCAGGCGGUGCCGGGCCGGUGCUGAGUAAACGGGCGCGGUUGGAGGCGGAGGAGCCGCCGCUCGCUCCGGGGCCCCCCGGUCGGUGCUCGGGGAUGCCCGCAGCCGCUUUCGCCUUCCUGGUCCGCGCCGUCGGGGCGUGCUGAGCCCCCGCUGCGGACACUCGGACUCUCGUGGCUCCCGGUGGGCUUCCACCCCCGGUAACGCCUCUGCCCACGGCCGUGCCGUGCUGGAGGGGGAUUCCAGGCUGGUCCUGCCCCCCCCUCCCCGAAUUGUGUUUAAUUACUAUUUUGUUAAUUAAAUAAAGUGGUUUCUGUGCA